AUGUGUGAAAUGGAUUCGCCCUGGCCAGGAGUGCCAAUCUUGAAGCUGCUCUCGAAUCCACACCGAUUGCACCCGAUACGCUUUGACUUUUGCCCACGACUUUCCGUGCCGGGAACAAAACCUGGAAGCUGCAUGUUUGGAGUCAAAAAAGUUGCCUACUCGUUGCGGAUCGAUCGUGUGCAGGAUUAUUGCGCCAACUAUUUUCAUGGAAAUCUCGUCCCAAUCACGAAUGAUGACGAAAAUUUGAGAGUUCUACUGAUGACUCGGAAUUUCAUUUCUUCGGAUUUCUAUUUUCGUGGGGCUCCCCCAAGUGCGUGGAUUGGCGGCUAUUGGGAUGGGCAAAAUGUAAAGUUUCAGGACGGCACUAUUUCCAAUUACACAAACUUCGAUCAACCUUGGUAUGUGAAUUACACCGGAAACAUCGCCAUGUUCAUAGACAACGGGAAAUGGGGCAUCGUCUUAGAUGCCGACUAUUCCGUCUGUCAAACUGAUCGAAAACGUGACCCAUGUCCAAGGGACUCUGUACAAAGUCUUGUCAAUGACGAUUGCUUUUUUGCGAUUCCUUUGACUUUAAACUACUACGGUGGACAGCAGUAUUGCAAGGAUUAUUUCGACGGAAAUCUUGCCUCCAUCACAAAUGCUUUCGACAAUCAAGCUGUUCUUCAAAUGACGACCGAUGUUUUGCGUUCAUUUCAAGCUUUUAACACUGAGGCUUGGAUUGGUGGGCUUUACAAUGGAAAUGAAGUCAUAUGGGAAGAUGGAAAUCCCAGUGUUUACAAUAAUUUAAGAAAAGGCAAUUACACCGAAUACAGCAAUACAUACUUGAUUUUGAUUGAUGGGACGUGGGUGGCCGGCUCGGUCUACAGUUUCGAUAAUUCACCAUUUAUUUGCAGUGUGAAAAGGGCAGCAUCCCAUGUC
This is a messenger RNA of Mesorhabditis belari, 918 nucleotides long. NCBI's taxonomy places the organism in Eukaryota, Metazoa, Nematoda, Chromadorea, Rhabditida, Rhabditidae. The record is from the annotation of a GenBank genome assembly.